Morchella sextelata is the source of this 975-nucleotide messenger RNA. RefSeq lists its product as uncharacterized. The record is from RefSeq and is a predicted model, not a curated record. Lineage: Eukaryota; Fungi; Ascomycota; Pezizomycetes; Pezizales; Morchellaceae. The transcript has 2 exons. The coding region runs from base 1 to 975 and encodes 324 amino acids.
AUGGAGUGCAGCCACCCUGCAGAUGGAGAUGGUUCGAUUUCUCAAAGGUAUCGCGGUUGUGAGAGUGAAAGGUCCUCUUCACGGCUGUCAGAAACCCCCGAAACCGAGACUGGCAUCCAGGAAUUCGACGAAAUGACGACUAGAACAGUAGUAGCUACCCCAAGCAAGUCGGCACUAACACCCUACAAAAGACCGUCGAAAAGAAGGCUCAGAGCAGAGGCCGCUCUCCAGGAAGCCAGAGUAAAAGAGGCCAGAUCCCGAAUUAUCUCGGGGAAGGCGUUUGUCCCCGACACAAGCCAAGGCAAAGACGUACCGAAAGACAGAGGCAAAGGCCGUACUCUUGCUGACCCUCCCCCUUUCGAUGAAAACAGCCGUUACCUCCAAAGCAACGAAAUCUCUCCUUACUUCGCCUGGACUGAGAAGCUCGACAUUGACCGCGCCUCCCUCCCAUGGUGGGUGCGUGUUCCGACAAGGCCGAAUAUCACCCACCAUGAAUAUAUGAAGCAAACACGGAGCGUCGCGCGCACAACAAAGCUCCUCAACGACGCUCUGAGGACAAUGCAGACCCCGGAGAACCAGCGCACAAAGGAGAUGAAUAUGGGACUGUUUCCGGCGAUAAGCGAGUACGAGCAGUGCAUGCAUCGGGAAAAAGGCAAAUGGGAGUUGCCAAGGUCGACGCAUGAGACCUAUGAUAAGCUGGUUGUUCUAUUGAGCCAAAAGAUGCCCGAGUAUCUUAGACCUCCGCCGCGGUCGGAAAGGGAGAUAAGGAAGUAUCCAUGGGGCAGGUUUAAAAACAUAGUGCCGAAGAAGUUGCCGCCAAUAGAAAAACCGAUUAUAUGGGAGCCAAUAUACCUUAGCGAUUGGGAGGAGCACAUGUCGUGGGGACCGAAGGAAGUUUUGAAGAAGCUUAGCUCGGGUGAUAUGGGAGAGGAGCGGCGGCAGAAGAUACGUGAGAUGUUGAAAGGGAUCGAAUGA